This is a messenger RNA of Pleuronectes platessa (European plaice), 1374 nucleotides long. RefSeq names its product olfactomedin 3a (gene olfm3a). Bases 1 to 1374 code for a protein of 457 amino acids. The transcript is spliced from 6 exons. Lineage: Eukaryota; Metazoa; Chordata; Actinopteri; Pleuronectiformes; Pleuronectidae. Gene Ontology annotation, biological process: signal transduction. The record is from RefSeq and is a predicted model, not a curated record.
AUGCGGCUCCUGUUGAGCGUCCUGUAUCCCGUCCUCUCCCUCACAGUCUUCGGAUUAUAUCCCUCCAUGACUAUCGGCCCAAAGGAGGGCUGGCAGGUGUACAGCUCUGCCCAAGAUGCUGACGGGCGCUGUAUCUGCACAGUGGUGGCACCAGAACAGAGCCUGUGCUCCAGAGAUGCCAAGAGCAGACAGCUCCGCCAGCUAUUGGAGAAGGUGCAGAAUAUGUCUCAGUCCAUUGAGGUGCUGAACCUGCGGACUCAGAGGGAUUUCCAAUAUGUAAUGAAGAUGGAGAACCAGAUGAAGGGCCUGAGGACCAAGUUCAGACAGAUUGAGGACGACAGGAAAUCCAUCAUAGCCAGGAACUUUCAGGAGCUUAAGGACAAGAUGGACGAGCUGAAGCCUUUGAUCCCCGUGCUGGAGCAGUACAAGAUGGAUGCUGCGCUCAUCACCCAGUUCAAGGAGGAGAUCAGGAACCUGUCGGCCGUGCUGACAGCCAUCCAGGAGGAGCUAGGGGCCUAUGACUAUGACGAGCUCUAUCAGCGAGUCCUGCGAUUGGACAGCAGGCUCCGCAGCUGCAUGGGCAAACUGACAUGUGGGAAAUUAAUGAAAAUCACUGGACCUGUAACAAUGAAGACAUCUGGAACCCGGUUUGGGGCAUGGAUGACUGAUCCUCUAGCAUCGACCAGAAACAACAGGAUUUGGUACAUGGACAGUUUCGCCAACAGCAAGAUCGUGCGCGAGUUUAAGACAAUGGAAGACUUUGUAGCGGGCGUCGUUUCUCGUACCUACAGUCUUCCAUUUAAAUGGGAGGGAACCAAUCACAUUGUGUACAAUGGAUCGCUUUACUACAACAAGUACCAGAGCAACAUUAUUGUCAAGUACAGCUUCGAGACGGGCAGCGUGCUGGCCCAGCGAGCUCUGGAGUUCGCCGGCUUCCACAACAUGUACCCUUACACGUGGGGCGGGUACUCCGACAUUGAUGUCAUGGCGGACGAACUGGGAAUGUGGGUCGUGUACGCGACCAAUCAGAACGCAGGAAAUGUCGUGGUCUCUCAGAUCGACCCUGACACCCUGCAUGUCCUGAAGACUUGGAACACUGGGUACUCCAAAAGGAACGCGGGUGAGUCAUUCAUGAUCUGUGGGACACUGUAUAUCACCAACUCCCACCUGUCAGGAGCGAAGGUUUACUACGCUUACUCUACCAAGACUUCAUCGUACGAGUACAUAGACAUUCCCUUCCACAACCAGUACUUUCAUAUCUCCAUGCUUGACUACAACCCAAGAGAGAGAGCACUGUACGCCUGGAAUAACGGACACCAGGUUAUAUUUAAUGUCACCCUCUUUCAUGUCAUAAAAACUGACGAUGACUCAUAG